CGGACAUCUAACGGAAAACACCAUGUCACUACAGACGUACCGUCUGUAAAGUUACAGGAGUGCUUUAUUUAGCUUUCACAGUGUCUCGCUUACUGCUGACACGUUUAUUAAAUCACAACGUCAAGAGAUAGGACCGGCUGAAGGCUGGACAGACAGGAACGCUGAUAAACCUCUCAGCAGUAAGCCAGACAGUUUCUUCUUGUAGGCUGUAACCUAAUGGGUGGACACUAAUUUGCCUAAUCUUCAAGGGCCUUUAGUCUUCAAGGGCCUUUAGUCUUCAAGGGUCUUCAGCAAGGGCUGAAGGAACCUUUUAGUUCCUUGAAAAGUAGUUCCUGGGCCUUAAAGGUCCGCGUACUUUGGGUGGAAACGCGGCUUUUGUGCAGCAGUCGACUGGUUUUAACGUCAGGUCCAGUCAGCUGAGGAAAGAUGCUGACUGCACAGCUUUUCUCUUGAACUUGUUGCUGACUCAGAGGAAGCAGUCCAAACGUCGGCUUUCUGAAAGCUAUUUCGGACGUGUUCGGCCGCUUCUGUAAACCGGAAACAGCAUAAAGACUUCUCUCAUUGGCUGCAGCAGUAUAUCCUGUUAUAUUUGAGUCUUUCAGCACAGGAUCCUUGUUUGGAUCCGAGAGCUGCAGUCACGAGUCGGUGACACGCAGUCACACUCACACGCAGCCCGCCUGAUCUCAGUUCCUGCUCCACGGUUUGCUUUGUCCCCCCACACGAUGCUUUCCUUGCAGCAAGUGGAGCAGGGCUUGGAGAGCGCCGGGCAGGCUCACGUCCUGCAGUUCUGGCCGGAGCUGUGUGAGGAGGAGAGGGACACUUUCCUCACGGAGCUGUCCCAGCUGGAUCUGAAGGGACUGAAGGAUCACUGUGAAGGGGCUGCGAGGGCUGCAGCGUCCCCGUCCGCCAGCCUGGAUCGACACAUCGAGCCAGUCCCUGCCGAGUCCAUCGGCAGCGCGAGGAAAAGUGCCAGGAAGUCUCUGGCAGACUGGGAACAGGAAGGGCUGCUGCAAAUCUCAGAGAAUCGAGUUGGAGUCCUACUCUUGGCCGGCGGUCAGGGGACCCGUCUUGGGGUUCAGUAUCCCAAAGGGAUGUAUAACGUUGGACUACCAAGCGGCAAAACAUUGUAUCAAAUCCAGGCAGAGCGCAUUCACAAAAUCCAGGAGCUGGCAGACAGAAAGCAUGGCUCAAAAUGCACCGUUCCAUGGUACAUAAUGACCAGUGAGUUCACUCUGGCUCCCACUGAGAAGUUCUUCAAGGAGAACGGCUACUUUGGUCUGGAGCCAUCAAACAUCGUUAUGUUUGAGCAAAGGAUGAUUCCAGCAGUGACCUUUGAUGGAAAGGUCAUCCUGCAGGCUAAAGGGAAGCUAGCCAUGGCCCCAGAUGGGAAUGGUGGUCUGUACCAGGCAUUGGUGGACCACAAGGUGCUGGAGGACAUGAAGAAAAGGGGAGUGGAGUACCUGCAUGUGUACUGUGUGGACAACAUCCUGGUCAAGAUGGCCGACCCCGUAUUUAUUGGGUUCUGUGUGAGCAAAGGGGCUGACUGUGGAGCCAAGGUGGUGGAGAAGGCGUACCCUGCAGAGCCAGUGGGUGUGGUGUGCAGGGUUCGAGGCGUCUCCCAGGUGGUGGAGUACAGCGAGAUCCAACCAGAGACAGCUGAGCUCCGAGGACCUGGAGGGGAGUUGGUGUACAAUGCUGGAAACAUCUGCAACCACUUCUUUACCAGGGCUUUCCUGCAGGACGUAGCAGAGAAAUUUGAAGGCCAACUUCAACAACAUGUUGCAAUCAAGAAAGUGCCCUUUGUGGACACAUGUGGCAAUCAAGUCAAACCCACCGAACCCAAUGGCAUAAAGAUGGAGAAAUUUGUUUUUGAUGUCUUUCCAUUCUCAAGGAACUUUGUUGUGUUUGAGGUUGUGAGGGAGGAUGAGUUUUCCCCCCUGAAAAAUGCGGACGGAGCCGCCACAGACAGCCCGAUCACGGCCAGAAACUCUCUGCUGGCUCAACACUGCCGCUGGGCCGCGGCUGCAGGAGCCACGCUGUCGGAUGAACAUGGGAAUACCCUUUCUCCCACAGCCAGUAUAUCAGCAGGGGACAGUCCUCCAGCACUCUGUGAGAUUUCACCACGGGUCUCCUACUUUGGAGAGGGCCUGGAGCAGCUGCUGAAAGGGAGGACACUGCCGACUCUCUUCAUUCUGGAUGAGAAAAGGGCCGAAGAGCUGCAGGCUCGGUCGCAUCUCUCAUAUUAACAGAGGAUUUUGUGAUGGCGGCAGAGAUUCCAGUACAGUGGAGUACAGAAUAGAGAUGGCAACCCUGGGUGGAUUUUCAGCCCAAGAAUGCACAAUUGUUUAAAAGAAUAUUUGAACUGUAUGUGAAGAAAAUCAUAUCAGACUGCCAUUUCAUGCCUCUCAUGUCUCUUUGUUGAGGGAGAGCCACACAUCAUGUGAUGUGAUCACUUGAAGACAAAUAAGGGACUGGCAAUGAGUUUAUAUAAACUUUUUGUUUAUUAAAAUAUCAAAAUCCCUCA
Molecule: messenger RNA, 2524 nt
Organism: Siniperca chuatsi (mandarin fish)
Lineage: Eukaryota; Metazoa; Chordata; Actinopteri; Centrarchiformes; Sinipercidae
Gene: uap1l1
Product: UDP-N-acetylglucosamine pyrophosphorylase 1, like 1
Exons: 9
Coding region: 723-2246 (507 amino acids)
Biological process (GO): UDP-N-acetylglucosamine biosynthetic process
Molecular function (GO): UDP-N-acetylglucosamine diphosphorylase activity
Source: RefSeq, a predicted model, not a curated record